AACACGCCUGAAGCUCAAGCGAUCCCACAAAAAACCUUCAUACCCCUCCCCCUUCCCAGCCCUCUACCACGUCCCAUGUCGACCGCUCUGUCUGGCCGUUUCAACUUUACCCACCCGUCAUCUUCCUCCCCCCACGAUCCUCGCGACCGUCGCAAACACGACAAGAAACACCGACAGCCCGCUUCUGCUGCUUCUUCUUCGUCCACCACUUCCCCUGCCGUCAUCGAAGCCAACCUUGUUUCCCUUGGCCUCGUGAGCAGCUCCCGCAAGUCCAGGAAGAAGGCUAGCACCAGCACCAGCAGCAAGCACUCCAAACCCUCUUCUUCUUUCAAACCCAAGGCCGUCGGGUUUGGAUCGCCGCUGGCCACUUCCUCUCCCAGAGGCCUUCGUCCCAGCUCUCGGAAUUCAAAUUCCAAAUCCCACAACUAUCACGCCUCCUCCAACUCGCUGCAAUCCUUUGGUGCUGCUGGUGGUAACCACUCGUCGUCGUCCCGCCACCACCAGUACUCCAGCAGCAACAGCACCAGCAACAACAACAACAACAACAACGGCUACUCGAGGUCCGGCGGCCACUCCCACUCGCCCAGCUUCGCCUCCCACUCCCCCCAAAGCGCUGCCACGCUUGACGCUCAGCGGCCGGUCCGGUCAGCCAGAGGCAUGGCCGGAGUUCUCGACAUCGAGAGGUCGCGCACCCGCCGCGAGCGCACCUACAUUGGCUCCGAGUGCACCGUCUGCGAGGAGAGCCUCGAGUACACCCUCCGCGGCGAGCGCAUAUUGCAGCUCUCGUGUGGUCAUGUUUCGCACGAAGCCUGCUUCUACGAGUACAUUCGCGAGUUCGAAUCACAGCACUGCCCAACCUGCAAUGCGACAUUAGGGCUGGAUACCAGCCGAGGAGGCAAUGUGCUCAAUCUAGAAAAAUUGAGUACCAUGGUGCGCUCUGUACAGUCGGACAAUGGCUCCUCACAGGGACAGCGCAGCAACCAGAACACCCCCACACCCUGGGAGACGCAGACGGUCAAAUCGGGCCCAUCGGAAAACACCGGACGACCUCGAAACGACAGCGACCUCAGCCGCGGCUACCAAUCUACAUAUGCUUCUUCCAGAAAUAGGGACAUGGACGGCAGCAUGCACCACAGGGACUCGGAUCGCAUACCAGAGAGAACCAACUCGGUGUCGACGCGGCAGCACCACAUGCGCAGUGACAGCGGCGCAACCGGGGUGGCUUCUUCGGCGGAUUACUCCAAUACCCACGAUGGCCGCCACCCGUACGAUCUGCAGAGCAUGGAAUCCUCCUUGUCUCCACGCGGCAUGAUCAAGAGCCCCAUCCCACCGCCCACGGUUACGGUCCGCAGCGAAUUCCCCACGCUCAGCAAGUCACGGCAACAGCAGAGCCUGACGUGUUUGGUGACGGUCGAGGUGGUAGACGGCAAGUGGCGAGCUGAUCCGGAUGAUAUGCGCUCUGCCCCGCCGAUUCCCUCAUCUGCCGCAGCCCACGCGGGGAGCGCCAACCGCGCCAAAUCGCCAGGCCAGCCUCGUCCCUUCGACACGCCCUACGAAUCCGACGAGGUGCUGGAGGAAAUCACAGAGGACUUGCACUCUCGCGUCGACAACUGGCACGGACUGGAUUUCUCGCGCUUCGGAAAAUUGAGGCUCCAUGGUCACGUGCGCGUCGGCAAGGACCGCCAGUCGUGGCAGGAGCUCGAGUGCUACCUCUUCUCCGAGAUGCUCAUCUGCGUCAAGGAGAAGAAGGUUCUGCAGCAGGCCCAGUGGGAGGGCUCCUCGUCUUCUACCAAGAAGACAAAAUGCACACUCAAGGGCUCCAUCUUGAUCAAAAAGCAUCUGAACCAGGUCGAGCACUCCCCCGACGACGCCAUUCUCACCCUCAGUCUAUCUGUUGCCGAACUACCCUCUUUCCACCUUCAAUUCCAGAAUCGCAGCCAGCUCGAGCUCUGGAGACGCGCCCUGAUGGACAUCCGCAUGGACUUCCCGCAACCGAAACGCACCAACAACGACUACGACCAGGACAACUCUGGGACCGAAGACGAGGAUAUGCGCCGUCCCAAGCGUGUAUCGUCCGUAGCCUCGUCUUACGGCGCGGCCAGAUCGACCGUCACAGCACCUACAGAAUACACAAACUCUCGCGCAGGAAUGCCCGACCCCCGCCCUUCCGGCGCCCUGCAUGUACCACUGGACAUUGUGGUGGUCAUCCCCGUGUCCUCAUCUAUGCAGGGCCUCAAAAUCAACCUACUGCGCGAUACGCUCAAGUUCCUAGUGCAUAGUUUGGGCGAGCGGGACCGUAUGGGUCUCGUCACCUUCGGAUCCAGUGGCGGCGGUGUUCCGAUUGUCGGCAUGACGAGCAAGGUUUGGAGAGACUGGCCCAAAGUUCUGGAAUCCAUCCGACCCGUGGGCCAAAAGAGUCUGCGCGCCGAUGUGGUCGAAGGCGCUAACGUCGCCAUGGACCUGCUUAUGCAACGGAAGUCCAACAACCCGCUCUCCAGCAUCUUGCUCAUCAGCGAUUCGUCCACUUCGGAUGCGGAGAGCGUCGACUUUGUCGUGUCUCGUGCGGAAGCUGCAAAGGUUGCCAUCCACUCUUUUGGUCUCGGUUUGACCCACAAGCCCGACACUAUGAUUGAACUGUCCACGCGUACAAAGGCAUCUUACACCUAUGUCAAGGAUUGGAUGAUGCUUCGUGAAUGCGUGGCGGGCUGCCUGGGCUCAUUGCAGUCCACAUCGCAUUCCAAUGUCAAGCUCAAGCUGCGCCUCCCCGAGGGCUCGCCCGCCAAAUUCGUAAAGAUCAGCGGUGCUUUACAGAUUACCAAACGCGCCACAGGCCGGGAUGCCGAAGCGGCCUUGGGCGACCUCCGCUUCGGUGAUAAACGAGACAUUCUAGUGCAACUGGCAAUCUCGCCAGACACCGCGUCGCCGGAUCAGAUGCCCCAAGAUCCGUGGGAGACGAUUGUUUCAGGACUCGAGGCGCUGGGCGGACCCCUUGACCAGGAUGAACCGCGCAACCUUAGCGUCGAAGAGGUUCCCUUGAUCCAGGCUGACCUGACCUACGGCGAUAUACUAAGAGAAGGGUCUAUUGCGCACCUCCCCCGCCCAUCCUUGCUCGCCAUCACCAUCCUCCCCUCGUCCAAGAAGAGCGCCAACGGACGCCCCCCGACGCCACCCAUCCCGCCCCAUCCUCAUGUCGUGCAGAGGCGCAUGGAACUGCUUACCUCAGACAUGCUGACACGCGCCCUCACCCUCGUGUCACGAGGCCAGCACGAGCGCGCCCACCACCUCCUCAAAGAAACCCGCAGUAUCCUCAAAGGUCUCGGCAAAGGCGGCCUCCCACCCCUCCCCCCUCCCGGCCACCGGAGCAACACAAACGACCUCCCAGGCAGCUCAGCAAGCAGCACAGGCCAUUCCUCCCCCGUAGGCGACAACAACGGCAACCGGCCCCGAACCCCAUCCCCCCAUACUCCCGCCGAAAACCCAUUCACCCCCGCCGCCGGCAUCGACGCCACCACCAUGCACGCGCUCGACGCCGAGCUCGAGUCCAGUCUGGAAUGGAUCAACCACCCUGCCGUCUUUGGCCGCGAUUCUAGGAAAGCCGUACUCCAAGCCAUCGGCGUCAUUUCGUCGCAGCGCGCGUAUACGUUCCGCACGCAGUCCGAGUCGCUGUGGGCCGAUCGCAUCACGGGUGUGCGACGGUUAUCGGAACGGUCGAGGGAGUGGAGAGAGUCUGGUGACGAUCAACCGCUCAUGGAGGAGAAUUGAUCUCUUUCUUUUUUUUUCAACAACGAAACUACAUUCUCUCCGGUCCCUCGCAUGAGAUCUACGCUGUGGCUACACUGCCUGGCCUACCCACACACCACCACCACUUCCUCCUCGGAUUUCUCUUUCCCUCUUCUUUGUCGAUAACCAUAAAAACACGUCCUUAUCCCACGCAUUUCCCCUUUGGUGUUGUGCAGCGCGUAUCGGACAUGCCUUCUUUGCUUUUGGCUGGGGAAAUAAAACGACUGUUGAGAUUCGCUCACGCUUACGCUUGUCAAGCAAUCUUUUUUUUUUUUACUUCUUUUCUUUGUUUAUAUCACGGCCGGUA
Messenger RNA from Periconia digitata, 4087 nucleotides. Lineage: Eukaryota; Fungi; Ascomycota; Dothideomycetes; Pleosporales; Periconiaceae. The record is from the annotation of a GenBank genome assembly.